This is a messenger RNA of Trichobilharzia regenti, 534 nucleotides long. NCBI's taxonomy places the organism in Eukaryota, Metazoa, Platyhelminthes, Trematoda, Strigeidida, Schistosomatidae. The record is from the annotation of a GenBank genome assembly.
AUGGCGCGUCAGUCACGUGCUGUGGAAUCUAAACGAGUGACAGCUGAAUUGUUCACUCUAACUUAUGGAGCUCUUGUUGCAAAUAUUGUCCGUGAUUUCGAUACAGAUGCAGAGAUUAAUGAACAAUUGGAUAAAAUUGGGUUUAAUAUUGGUUUAAAGCUGGUAGAAGAUUAUUUGGCCCGUGGAAAUCCUGGUCGUUGCAAUGAUUUUAAAGAGACUGCUGAAGCGAUUGUAAAGGGUUUUAAGAUAUUCUUAGGUAUAACUCCAAGUAUUUGUAAAUUCAGUUCAGCUGGUGAUGAAUUCAGUCUUGUAUUGGAGACUAAUCCUCUAACUGAAUUUGUGGAUCUUCCAUCAGAGCAUCAAAAUCUCUUGUAUUCUAAUGUAUUGGCGGGCGCUAUACGCGGUGCUUUACAUAAUGUACAACUUGACGUUGAAUCUCGUUUUGUACAAGAUCAAUUACGUGGAGAUCAAAUUAAUGAAAUACGUGUUAAAUUUAUUCGUCGUUUAGAAGAAGUUAUUCCCGGAGAUGACUAA